Molecule: messenger RNA, 2107 nt
Organism: Caenorhabditis auriculariae
Lineage: Eukaryota; Metazoa; Nematoda; Chromadorea; Rhabditida; Rhabditidae
Source: the annotation of a GenBank genome assembly
AUGCUUCGGCUUUUUCUGCUUCUUGGCGUCCUGCCAGCUGUUUUGAUUUCUGGAAUGUGAGCAGACUUUUUUUUUCGAUUGUCCACAACUUUGCUGAUUUCUUGAAGUUUGGUGUUCAGCGGCAGAGACUGCGAAAAAUCGCGACUUCACUGUCGUUUCCCGGAUGAUUGUCGCCUCGGAGAAACUGUGACUGUGAACUGCACGACAGGGAAGGAGUGCGGCCCUCAGAAAAGCCUCGUCAAGAAGGCCGAGUGCAGGUUCAGCAAUUUUCUCGAUGUUGCCCAUUCCGCGCCAAAACAAAUUGACAGGUUGUGAGGCUCAUAGCCUAUCAAAUUACAAUUUGGACGAAAAAACUUGGCAAAUUUGUACUGAUUUGCAUAAUGGUAUACCGCGUUAAACUUUUUUCAAGGCUCUCAAUCAUUUCUCCGAGUCUUUCUGAAUUAAAAUCAAAACUUACUCCGGGCUGAAAAAUUAUUUUUCAUUUUGUCAACUCUGCCUCCAUGCAGUCCAUGCAAUUUCGGCGUGCGCUCUCAAAUUCGAACCCAAAUGAUGAUAUCAUCUUUUUAAUAGAUAUUUUGUUUCCCUUAGACAGAGGUCUUGACGCGCUUUUCAUUUUUGUUUGGUAGCACGAAAAAAUUGAUCUCAAAAAAAUCUCAGAAUUUUUGAAAUCUCCCACGGCCGUGCUCGAAAAAUAUCGAAAUUGGGAUCUCAUUUUCAUCUGCGUUCACUAGACCGUCUUUUUGAGGUUUUGUUGGCAAACGCGGCCCGAAGAUCACGACUGCAAACCGGUCACCAACUGCUCGACGAGCAGCGGCCGUCUGCACAAAACCUUGUGUCGGGUUAUUUUCCACGCUUCCAAUCUGAAUUUCUCAUCUUUUUUUGCAGGUGCAUUCGAAUGUGAUUUGUAUCGGAGUCCGAAACUUCCACAAGAAAAUACGGUUUUUUUGAAGUUCUUUUUAAUCUGAAAACGGUAGAUUUUUCAGUUGUAACUGGUCGUCGGGCCACAGUUGGUCGCGCACAAUGUUUCUUUCCGUUGUCGUCGGUCAGUUUGUAAAAUAUUGUAUAUUUUUCAUUCUGGGCUUCUGAGGAUUUGUCUAUUUCAAUUUUUUUCACUCCACUCAAAAGUUUGCUCAUAAGCGAGAAAAAAAAGAAAAAAGAAAAAUCUCUAAUUCUAAAAAAUGUCGUUCAAAAAGUAAAAUUUCUCUCCAGCAACUGAAUUGGAUCCUUUCACUGAUUCUACACUUUCUAAUUUUUUGGGCAAAAAAAUUAUUUUAUUUAUUUUUUUAAACUUGAAAACUUCUCUGAAUAGCUUUUUGAAAAAAAUGGUUUCAGAUCCUUCUUUAAAAGUUUUUUUAUCACUUUUUUUAUCACGAAUUGCAAAAAUGUAAGAGCAGAAGCUUGCUAAAUUUCAUGUUAUUUGAAGCAGAUGUUUCAAAUAAAGUACUGCGAAUUCAUUCAUGUCCGCUGGAUAUCAUAAUAUUCACCUUUGUAUAGUCAAUGUUUCACGACUUGAAAGGCGAGGGAGGCGGGGCAAGGGGCGGGACGCGUAGCGUGUGCGUACGCGGUUCUUGGCAGGAGUUCAAUUCAACCGCCAGCGAGCAUUCAGAGAGCUCAUUUUUCGCUUUUUUCAUUCCUUUUUCAAUUAAUUAUUGAUUUUGUUCAUAUGUUCAUCAAAAAAUAGUAGAAAACAUUGAAAAAGAGUGGUUGCCAAGCUUUUUAAAUAUUCGGAGGCAAUUAAAUUGAACUCGUGCCAAGAACCGUGUACGCACACGCUACGCGUCCCGCCCCUUGCCCCGCCUCCCUCGCCUUUCAAGUCGGGAAACAUUGACUAUAGUAGAGAAUUAACGAAAUCAACGAUUGUAGCUUUAAAAAACUGACGAAAAUGUCGAGAAUGAUAAUUUGAGCGAAAGUUGUCAAAUUUUUGUCACGUUAUAAAUACAUUUGGAUUACAGGCGGCUUCGGGGCCGACCGUUUCUACCUGGGACUUUGGAAGUCGGCAAUCGGGAAACUGUUCAGCUUCGGCGGCCUCGGCGUCUGGACGAUCAUCGACGUCGUGCUCAUCGCCGUCGGCUACAUCAAACCCGCCGACGGCUCCAUGUACAUUUGA